AUGAAAUUCCCAUCCUUCACUCUCCUAAACGGCACCGCGAAUUUCACCUUCUUCCAAUACGUCGGCGUUCGGAACCCCAAUCGGUACGGCUUCUCCCACUACGACAGCUCUCUGCAGCUCUUCUCCGCCACCGCCGGACCCCUUGGUUUCUUAUACAUCCCAGCAGGAAACAUCGCUGCUGGUAGAACUCAGUUCAUGUCUGCUACCUUUGAUGUCAAGUCUUUCCGACUACCAGCCGAUGUGGGUUCUGGGACCGGAACCGGGACAGUUCCCGGUCCAGGGCCGACAACGGAGCUAGAGACAAGGAUGAAGUUAGUGGGAAGUGUUAAAGUAUUAAAGGUGUUUUCACAUCAUGUGGAAAAAGAAGCUCAAUGUAGGGUUACCAUUCAGGAUGAUUCAGUUUUUGUUAGGGUAUCUGCAAAUUAUGCUGUUUCUGUUUCUGUUUCUGUUUCUGAUUUGGGGAACUAA
Molecule: messenger RNA, 468 nt
Organism: Spinacia oleracea (spinach)
Lineage: Eukaryota; Viridiplantae; Streptophyta; Magnoliopsida; Caryophyllales; Amaranthaceae
Exons: 2
Coding region: 1-468 (155 amino acids)
Source: RefSeq, a predicted model, not a curated record